AUGCGCAAGUGCGCUGCGAUGCAGUCCAACGACUCCGGCUAUGACUCUGCGGCAGAGUCAGUCUCCUCGUCGGAGGCCAUACGAGCAGUGAACAGCCUCGUGCGGGCAGACCUUCACGAGGCUCGCGAGGCCUUUCAGGGCCCUCCACUGUUUCUUUACGGUGACCGCGAGGCAGACUGGAACAGAGCGAGCUAUGCUCCGCAGAAGGAGUUCACGGAGGGCCGCUGUCAUGGCGGUUGCAGCCCAUGUCUGUUCCACAACGCGCGGCUGGGAUGCCCGAGGGGCGAUGCCUGUCGCUACUGUCACGAGCACGACAUCGGAGCGGACAGGGUGCCGCACCGGCCACGCAAGACUCUGCGCCACAAGAUCAAGAGGAAUGCCGAGGAUCUGCUGCGAAGGUUUGAGGUGUCACCAGAGCGAGUUCAUGACGAGCUCCAGGUGUUGGCUGCAGGUAGCCAAUUUGCGGUCAACUUCCUGGCAGGCCUUGCCGCAACACAACCAAACAACAGAGACAAGUGA
Messenger RNA from Symbiodinium sp. CCMP2456, 519 nucleotides. NCBI's taxonomy places the organism in Eukaryota, Dinophyceae, Suessiales, Symbiodiniaceae. The record is from the annotation of a GenBank genome assembly.